Molecule: messenger RNA, 1512 nt
Organism: Symbiodinium sp. CCMP2592
Lineage: Eukaryota; Dinophyceae; Suessiales; Symbiodiniaceae
Source: the annotation of a GenBank genome assembly
AUGCCGACACCUUUCGAAGCCGUCCAUGCGGAGUCCGACGAAGAGGCGAAGAACUCUCCCCCGAGCUCCCGUGGUUGGAUGAAAAAAGCCGCUUUGGUUGUGACGGUCGGCCUUGGCGUGGUGGGCUUCAUGGCCAUGCCGAAAGCAGGGAGGUUUUGCCAGGGAUUGGAUCUCGGCGCCUUCCAGGGCAAGUCCAACCUGGGCUUGGACGCCGAUUUGGCUCUGAAAGCCGAUGCACUGAAGAGUGUCAAGAAACACUCGGCGGCCCAGAAGAUCGUCCUCAAGGCCAUGAAGAGCACUGGCCGAAAGUAUUCCAAGCACUACGAGCAGCGUCAGGUUCGUUCUUUGCCCGCAGAUCCCGCCGACGCUGCCCGAGAGAUGCUAACCAAGGCCGAGAUCACAACGUACAAGGCGACGAGGAGACAGACACGCAUGCGCAAGGCCACCAACGCCUACUGUGCAUUUAACGUGCUAGAGGCCUUCGUCUCCGUGGUCGGCAUGGGCGAUGAUAUCAAUGCCAUCAUCAGGACUUGCCCUCCUCCUCGCGAUGGUGAAGCAGAGCUUGCUUGCCAGGUGAACGGCGCCAUUUUGGUGACUUGGGUUGCCAACGCGGCAGCCAAGCUGUCCUAUGCUGCUACGAACUGUGCGCUGAACCUCAAUGUGGAUGCCGUAUGCUCCGUGGGUGUUACCGGCCUCGUCUCUGUGAUGGGCGAGCUGGCAGCGACUGCUUCCCUGGCGGCGGCCACGUGCACAGGGGUGCCACCGCAGUUGACCACCACCAAGAUCAGCGUGCUCGGAGACCAGACGGUUCGUGAUGGCCGACGACUUCUCAUUGGACAGGGUCCAAUCGGAGUAGGUGUGCAAUGCGGGGUUGACGUCGGCAUGGUGGUUGCCAACCUCGCCAACAUGGGGAUCUCCAUAAACUCGGCUGUGAACAGUGGUCAAUGCGGCCGCGUCAGCCUCGACGGGCCAAUCAACAAGGCAACCGGCUUAGUUACUGGCAUUUUCAGCGCCUUGUGCACGGUAGACAUCGGCGGCGCGAUCGCCUACAUGAGCCAGGUCGUGACGUUCAUCAAUCUCAUUGUGGUGCACUGCCAGGACUUCCUGGACGUCAGUGCACUCUGUGGAGCAAGCAUCUCAGGCAUCAUCACGGCCGCCGCGGCCAUGGCUCCCUAUGGCGCUGCCGUGCAUGCUGCGUGUGCCGAGGGCGACGUCCUGAAGAAUCCCAAGAAGCAGGAGCUCAUCAACGGCCUGUACACGGUGCCCACGUUCCCCCGCCGUUUGGAGGAAGUGAAGAAAGUGCAGGAGUUGAAGGAUGCCAUGGCCAAUCUGAAGGACCUGCGGCAAAAGUUGGAGACCAAGAUCGGCUUCAAUGCCUCGGUGCCCACCAUGUACUCCGAGGCGAACAUGGAGCAGAUGAUCCAACUCAUGAACGACGGGAUUGCUGGGGAUGCGGAGACGUCGUCCAUGCGUGGAUCUUCGGAGUUCACGAAGGAGGAAUGUGCAGAGUAA